AUGUCCAUUGUUGCCAUGGGUUAUUACACCAAUCAUGAUUAUGCUAAAGAUACCAUUGUUCAUAUCUUAGUUACAGGAUUUUUCGGACAACUCAAAGGAUGGUGGGAUAAUUAUCUCACUAAAACUGAUAGAGAAAAUAUCCUCUCUGUAGUUAAAAUCGAUGAUACGGGAAAAGCCAUUGUUAAUAAUGAUGAGCAGCUCCGUGAUGCAUUAUAUACCAUCUUAUACAUUAUAUCCCAACAUUUCUUAGGAGAUCCAUCUUUAUCGAGAGAUAGAUCUGCUGAAUUAUUAUCCAACCUUAAGUGUAGAACCUUAGAUGACUAUAAAUGCUAUAAAGAUACCUUUUUGUCUAGAGUCUAUACUAGAGAAGAUAGCCAACAACCUUUUUGGAAAGAAAAAUUCUUAGUUAGUUUUCCCAAAUCUUUCGGAGAUCUGGUUAGAAUCAAACUCAGAAAUCAAUUUGUCAAUGGAGAAAUUCCUUAUGAUAGUCUUACUUAUGGUCAACUCCAUACUAUUAUCACAAAAAUAGCUCUAAAAGUCUGUCAAGAGGAUAAGAUUCAGAGACAACUAGCUACGGAGAGAGCCAUGAAUAAAAAGGAUUUAGGGUCUUUCUAUGAACAAUUUGGUCUACCCUUUUUUACAACUAAAAAGAAAAAACAAACUCCUAAGAAGGAAACUAUAGAAGUCAAUAAGAAACCUUACAAAAGGAAGUAUAAUAGAAAACCUUCUAAGAAAACAGGGGAAGAUGUCAUCCCCAAAAAUGUUCCUAGAAAACUAAGAACAGGUGUAACCUAUUACAACUGUGGUAAACCCGGCCAUAUCCAUAAAUACUAUAGGCUCAAAAGGAAAAUUAGUAAUCUCAACCUCGAUCCUUCCUUAGAGGAUCAAAUUAAUAACCUUCUCAUUGAAUCCUCUGAUGACGAUUCUGUGAAAGAAUCAAGUGAAGAUAUCAAUCAAAUUUAG
Messenger RNA from Abrus precatorius (Indian licorice), 963 nucleotides. RefSeq lists its product as uncharacterized. The transcript has a single exon. Lineage: Eukaryota; Viridiplantae; Streptophyta; Magnoliopsida; Fabales; Fabaceae. The record is from RefSeq and is a predicted model, not a curated record. The coding region runs from base 1 to 963 and encodes 320 amino acids.